Molecule: messenger RNA, 1102 nt
Organism: Nilaparvata lugens (brown planthopper)
Lineage: Eukaryota; Metazoa; Arthropoda; Insecta; Hemiptera; Delphacidae
Exons: 8
Source: RefSeq, a predicted model, not a curated record
AUGGCGGUUUUUGAGUCGUCAGGGCAGAAAGCUCUGCAAUUGGCUGAUUGGGUACCUUACUUGACGGCUGGAAGUCAUCAAGAUUCUUUUCUGUCUGGCUCAUUAUUUGGAAGUACUGGAACCAAAGUUACUGAACGGUCUUGGGAUUAUCAUCUGGCCACUGUGACAGAAACAACAUUGCUGGAGAAAACACCCGCAUUAGCUAUGGACUACUUGUUCUCAAUCGAAAAACAACCGUACUUAGAGGAAGAUGAUGAAGACUAUGAAGAAAGGAACAAAAAUCCUUUGGAGCGAGUUCUUUUGCGAUAUGUAGCAGAUCAUAUUACCGUUAGAGUUUGCUCUGGAGUUAUUCAUAGAACGCAAAUGAUCAUGAAAGCAGCAUCUACUUACGAUUAUUCACCGUAUAGCACGCAUUAUACAUCACAUACUACUGUCAAUGUAAAUGAAAACUCAUCAGAAGCAGAGCCACCAAAUUUGGACGAUGUUAAACUAGUUAUACCUCAACACACGACAAGAUUCACGCUGUUCCAUCCAACUUUUGAAAUUUAUCCAGCCAAUCAUUCUCCCGUACAACCAUCUGCUCUUGGUCGGAAGAUAUCGAGAUCAAAAAGCCGUACCCAUAUAUCUCCAGUUGGCCUGCCCACAGUGUGCUUAGUUAUCAAGUGGGAUUGCCUCGAUGCCAAAUUGACCAGACCUUUAACGCCUGAUAAAGUGAAACUGCUAUCAACAUUCAAACCGACUGAAUUAACAACUGAAAUCCUAAAUGAUUCAGAUACCAGAUUUACAUUCAAGGCUGUUGGGAUCAGUAGCUAUCUAAAAAUUGAUUUGCCUGAAACUGCAGCUGUGGUGAAUGUUUUGGAGCUGAAUAAGCUCUCAAUCGAUAGAGCAAUACAUAAUUUGGCUUACAGGACCAAAUCUGAUGUCUCCACCGAAAAUCAAGUUCACAUCGAAAAUUUUCUGUUGACGUUCUCCAAACCGAAGCUACUACUGUCAAUUGAAAUUAUCAACUCUUUGAUAAUGAGCAACAAUAGAUCACUCUAUCAAGUGUCCUACAACUCGUUGUUCAACACUUCACUUGUACAAGAUGCUGCCAUCGUUUCAG